AGAAUUCCAACGAUCCAGCUCAUGUCGAUCUUACCUCACACAGACGAGGUCCAAACCCUCGGGUUCCCAUCACCUCAACCAUGAAGUUGCUCUCCUCCAUCCAUGAAGCAUUAACCUGCGAACCGUUUCCAAUACUAAUCUUCCCCACCUUACUCAUUGUGUAUUAUGUAUACCAAACUGCAUUCCACCCUCUUGGCUUUAUCCCUGGCCCCUUUAGCUCGAAACUCAGUUCCUUGCCACUGGUCUACCAAUGCCGAAUGACUAGGAAGUCAAAAUGGGUUCUUGCUCAACACGUCAAGUUCGGCCCUAUUGUUCGAAUCGCACCAAAUUACGUCUCGAUCACUGAUCCAGCUGCCCUUGCUCAAGUAUACGGAGGGAAGAAUGGGUUCCCUAAAGGGCCGUUCUAUGAAGCAUUCCACCAAGUCGAACCAGUCCUGUUCAAUACCAUGGAUGCAGAUGUCCAUAACCGGAAAUGGAAGCUGAUGAACGCCGCGUUCUCGCCGCGGAACCUGAUGGAUUUUGAGGGCUACAUGGAUCCGCACAUCGCUUUGCUCGUGAAGAGGUUCCAAAAUUAUGCUCUUAAGUCUGAAGCUUUUGAUUUCCAGCCGUGGGCGAAUUUCUUAGCCUUCGAUCUCAUGGGCGAGUGGUCAUUUGGUGCUGCAUUCGGUUUCGUGGCUGCGGGAAAGGACAUCCAUAACCUGAUCACCACCCUAGAGGUCCGCACCGACGUCUUAAACGCUAUGGGCCAUCUCCCUAUCCCCAGUCGUCCGUACAUGAAAUAUUUCCCUGACCCUUUCUUCUACAACGGUCUCCGAGUUCUCACGAACCUUGGUCAAGUGGGAACAUUCGCUUUUAAGAAGAGAUUGGAGAAGAAGGAGAAGGGCGAAGAUGAGGGAAGGAAAGACGUCAUGGGGUUCCUGCUUGAUGCUAAAGAUCCUGAUACCGGUGGGCCGCUGAGACAGCAGGAGAUCGUUGCGGAAGCGAUUAGUCUGAUUGGGGGCGGGAGUCAUACUACCAGUGUGACGAUGACGCAUGUUAUGGAUUUCGUGAGUAGAGACAAAGUCUUGCAGGAUGAGAUGUGGAAGGAGUUGCGAGAUGCAUUUCCUGGGGAGAGAGGCGAGGACUGGGUUGCGAGCGAGGGGGUGGUGGGUCGAUUGCCACUGUUGAAUGCGGUCUUGAAAGAGGUGAUGAGGAUCCGCCCGACGAGUUCCACUGGCUUGGAGAGAGUGGUCCCUGAGGGUGGGAGAAUGGUUGCGGGUAUAUCCUUGCCGGCUGGAACUUUGGUCAGUGUGCCGAUUGUGGCAAUUCAUCAUGAUAGCACUAUAUAUGAGGCAAGCGCUCCUCCCAAGCAGCGGCCGGAAACCUUCGACCCUCAUCGCUGGCUAAGGCCGGAGGCAAAAGCACUCACUGAUCACUACAUUCCGUUCUCGCUUGGGUCGAGGGGUUGCGUUGGAAAAGGAUUUGCGACAAUGGAGAUGCUUAAAACUCUUGCCACCCUUUUCCGGCGAUUCAAGUUCGAGCGCGUCAUUCCACAGGAGUCGGAGAAGAGGGAAGGGUUCGUCGUUAAGAUCACAGAAUGCGAGGUAAAGAUAUCGAUGAGAGAAGAAUAA
Molecule: messenger RNA, 1610 nt
Organism: Hyaloscypha bicolor E
Lineage: Eukaryota; Fungi; Ascomycota; Leotiomycetes; Helotiales; Hyaloscyphaceae
Product: cytochrome P450
Exons: 6
Coding region: 81-1610 (509 amino acids)
Molecular function (GO): iron ion binding; oxidoreductase activity, acting on paired donors, with incorporation or reduction of molecular oxygen; monooxygenase activity
Source: RefSeq, a predicted model, not a curated record